Molecule: messenger RNA, 1639 nt
Organism: Arabidopsis arenosa
Lineage: Eukaryota; Viridiplantae; Streptophyta; Magnoliopsida; Brassicales; Brassicaceae
Source: the annotation of a GenBank genome assembly
AACUUAACAAGUAACAACAGCUCCAAUAUGCCACGAUUAUGUAAUACUUUUGUCAUAUUUGUUUCUUCUCUUAGUUAAAGUUAAAGAUAGUUCUUAUUUCUUAAAAUAGAAAACAUUAAAAUAAAAUAAAAUGAUUUCUCUACCACUCACUACACCGAUUUUACCCAGCCGGUGUCUCCUCCACCAAACCCGCCGGCCAAAUUCGACUCGCCGCCGCUUCUGGAUUCGAUCAUCAUCGAGCUUACAUGAACAUGUCACCGCAAAGACGACGAAGCGAGUGGUUCUUGUGAGACAUGGACAGAGCACAUGGAACGAAGAAGGGAGGAUUCAAGGAAGCUCCGAUUUCUCCGUUUUGACGAAAAAAGGCGAGUCUCAGGCCGAAAUUUCUCGCCAGAUGCUCAUCGAUGACUCCUUCGAUGUCUGCUUCACCAGUCCGUUGAAGAGAUCAAAGAAAACAGCUGAAAUCAUUUGGGGAAGUCGAGAGAGUGAGAUGAUUUUCAACUACGAGCUUAGAGAAAUCGAUCUCUACUCGUUUCAAGGUCUGCUUAAGAAAGAAGGGAAAGAAAAGUUUGGGGAAGCUUUUAAGCAAUGGCAAGAAGAUCCGGCGAACUUCAUCAUCGAUGGUCAUUAUCCCGUGAGAGAGUUAUGGUCACGUGCUAGAAGCUGUUGGCCCGGUAUUCUUGCACAUGAGAGCAAGUCUGUUCUUGUUGUUGCUCAUAAUGCUGUUAAUCAGGCUCUUGUGGCAACGGCAAUUGGACUGGGAACAGAAUAUUUUAGGAGUUUGUUGCAGAGCAAUUGCGGUGUAAGUGUACUGGACUUCACACCAACAACUGAUGGUGGAUCUCCUCACGUAUGUCUUAAUCGACUAAAUCAGACACCUAAUUCGCCUCUAGCUGGUGGAAGUUCUGGUGGCCGUAAAGCUAGUAAGCAGGUCAUACUUGUCUGCCAUGGUCAGGGGAAUAAUGAGGAUUCUGCAGUUAUUAACCAAGCAGCCACUAAUGAUCAAUCAAUGAACAUGCUUGGUGUGAUACAGUCACAGAAAACCGCAGAGCUUCUUCUUGAUCUAAGGGUUAGUUCUAUAGUUUCCAGCCCUAAAGCAGCCUCCAUUGAGACUGCUGGAGUAAUAUCCCGGGUGCAAAAAGCUGCUGGUUGUUUAGGUGUAGAUAGUGUGCCUCGCCACGUGGAAACGAAACAAAUGAAUGAGCUCGAUGUUGAGGGUGUUCUUCGCAAAUCUAAUCAGGACAACGAUGUGAUUGCAUCGAGCCAACCUGGUUGGCUAAGUCAGUUAGACGAAGAAGCGGUUUCAGCUCUAUGGAACAGAUCCGGAAAAGCAUGGGAAUCACUCUUAGACAAACUAUCGGAUGAGGAGUCAAACCCAGGAGAAAUCAUGGUGGUGGUUGGUCCUCCAAUGACUCACAUAUCGCUCAUCGCACAAUGCCUUAACCUCACUAAAGAAGGGCUUGGGCUGUUCCACCUAGACGCAGGUAGCAUCAGUGUCAUAGAUUUCCCGGAUGGUCCUAGCAGAAGUGGAGUAAUCCGUUGCACAAACUACACCGCUCAUCUUGGAAGAUGGUGCAUCCCGAUCACAAGAGCCGCCUGAAGAAUCUUGUCUUAAACCCGAUAAAAUUACAGCAAUGUU